CCUCUCGCUUCUCCUUUAAACUCCCGGCGAAUACCCCAGCGAGUUCGGCACGAACGAUGGGGGCGAGAAUUUCGGAUUUUGAAUAAUUUUUCUUCCCUGGACCCUGACGGAAGCCGGGUUACACAUACAAUCCGGUCCGGUCCGUAGAAAAAGAGAAAGAGAGAGAAAGCCGCCUAUAUACACGACCAGAGAUAAAGCGAGGAUUAUCUAAACCGCGGCCGACUCCCCUAGAACCAAGGCAAGCGAUGUGGCAUCCGUUCCGCAGCCCGAGGUCCUCGCCCCCGAAAAGGGAAGAAAACACGGGAACAAUAUACGAGAUGCCCUGGGAUUCCGCCAACGGAUCUUUCGUCUUUCCGAGGAAAUGGCCGAUGGACUUCCGGGAGACCUCGGUGAUCAAUAUCUCGUGGACGACGACAUACCAGGGUGCCAACCUGUACUACUACCAGCGGGGCAAGGCCGCGACGCCGAUCCAGCUCGCAGCCAACCUGGCGACGGGCUGGUACCAGUGGGAGGUCGAAGCGAAGGAGGCCGACCUCACGGAGCCGUACGUGUUCCGCAUCGCCGACGCCCGCGGCGCGCGGGAGCAGACGCGCACCGAGGGGUUCUGGAGCACGAGCUUCUACAUCACGCGCGACGCGCCGGCCAGCGCCGCGGACCCGUCGGCCUCGCCCGCCGCCGCGACGCCGACCGCGCCGGGGGCGGCCCUCGCGACGCCAACGGCACCGCAGGCGUCCCGCGACGGCGCGGCCUCGCGCGCGGGGCCGAGCGCCGGGGCGAUCGCGGGUACCGUGCUGGCCGUCAUCCUCGGCAUCGUCGCGGUCGUCGCGGCGUGCGUCUGGGCCCGCCGCCGCCGCCGCCGCAGGGCGCCGCGCGAGGCCGACGACCCGCCCGAGCCGCCCCCGAAGCCCCUCCGACCGCCGCCACCCCCCGCCGACCGCCGCAAGCUGUGCGAGCUGUACAACCCGCAGCUCGAGCUGCAGAACGCGAGGCCGGUCGCGUACGAGCUGCCCUCGGAUUAUUACCGGUAG
Molecule: messenger RNA, 1028 nt
Organism: Durotheca rogersii
Lineage: Eukaryota; Fungi; Ascomycota; Sordariomycetes; Xylariales; Xylariaceae
Exons: 2
Coding region: 246-1028 (260 amino acids)
Source: RefSeq, a predicted model, not a curated record